AUGGAUUCUGACGCUGGAUCCACCUGCAGCCGCUCCUCAUCCCCAGACCUGGUGGUGGAUGACUCAGCUGGGAGCUUCUUCUCCAACAAGAUGUUCCAGACUUACUGUCACGAGAACAGAGCAGACAGCGAGGCCGGCCAGGGAAGGACGGAGCACUGCGGCGAGGGCGGCAAGACCAAGACCAGGUCCGAACUCAGCAAGGAAGAGAUGCAGGACCUGAGGCUGAAAGUCAACAGCCGGGAGAGGAAAAGGAUGCAUGAUCUGAACCAGGCGAUGGACGGCCUGAGAGAGGUCAUGCCCUACGCUCACGGCCCCUCCGUCCGCAAGCUGUCAAAAAUCUCCACCCUGCUGUUAGCCCGCAACUACAUCCUCAUGCUGUCCAGCUCUUUGGAGGAGAUGAAGAAGCUAGUGGGGGAUGUUUAUGGAGGCAGCGCUGCCGUCCAGAGCCGCACCGCUGCCCACCCGGCCAUCACCCCGACAGCCCCCACAGCCCACCUCCCUCUGCACCCUCUGGCCCAGUCCCUGCACUCUCUGGUGGGCAGCACGCCCUCCACUCUCCAGCAUCACUCAUCUUCUUCAGCACCAGCCCCGCACUCCCCUCCAUCCGCCAGCUUCCUGGGUUUUCAUGCUCCGGUCCAGGGCCUUCUGAAGGACCCCCUCCACCUGACCAGCUCCUACAGGCACUUCCCCGGCAUGCCCUGCCCCUGCUCGCUCUGCCAGCCUUUGCCCACCACUACCUCCACAUUACACGGCCUGUCUAUGAACAAGUGA
Molecule: messenger RNA, 771 nt
Organism: Seriola dumerili (greater amberjack)
Lineage: Eukaryota; Metazoa; Chordata; Actinopteri; Carangiformes; Carangidae
Gene: olig4
Product: oligodendrocyte transcription factor 3-like
Exons: 1
Coding region: 1-771 (256 amino acids)
Molecular function (GO): protein dimerization activity
Source: RefSeq, a predicted model, not a curated record